Molecule: messenger RNA, 1423 nt
Organism: Acanthoscelides obtectus
Lineage: Eukaryota; Metazoa; Arthropoda; Insecta; Coleoptera; Chrysomelidae
Source: the annotation of a GenBank genome assembly
GGUCACUCGAAUGACAUGUCUACGUUUUGCUGUUUUGGAAGAACUGUUAACAUUGGCAACUGAUUUAUUAAUAAUACUCGUAAAAUUAAAAAACUGGACUCCACACAGUCGGUCAGUCGGUGAAUCUGGGCUGCUUGGUCUGCAACGGUCUCAAAAGCCUCAGGUUCUCAUUUUCCUUCUCCAGUAUCGGUGUCACCCCUGAUGUCAUCAUUGGUGUCAUCUCAUUUUGGUUUUCCGAUGUAUUUUCCAAAGUAGCGCCACACCUCGCGCCAACUCGACUUAAUGCAGUGGAGGGGUCGCCUGGGGACCCGUCGGGGUCAGUUUCCAUUAAAUUAUAUUGCGUUGUUUCUUGCCAAAGUAUCAACAUUUCUCCCGGAGCAAAAAAUUUGACAAUGAGCCUCCCUGUUUAUAGGGCGAUUAAUUUGGUUGGUAUAUCACUUCUCCUUAUUAGAAACUAUUUUAAAUACGAUAGCUGUCAUAAUGCAAGUGUCAUAUUAAUACAAAGUGUCCGGCCAGUGAUGCUAGGACUUCUGUCUACAAAUAAUAAGACGCAAAUGACUGGCAAAAAGAUUGAACCUGAAGCUGAGAAAGAACCAACUCCAGAAGCAAUGGAUAAAAGAUGUGAUCAGCCAGUAGAAAGGGCGGUAGUCGAGGAAAAAACGAAAAGUGAAUUAGGUUUGCCCGCAUCUCAUAACCAAGAACCUGCAGGAGAAAAGAAAACAUUUCUGAAACCCGUAACAAAAAGAAGUAGAAGCAAAAGAAAAAUUGGGCAGACUACUUCCAACGAAUGCAAUAAGGAACAGAAUGAACCUGUGAAGACCCUGUUAGACAUCACAGCGAAUUAUGUCAUUAGAAAUCAACAACAAUUGAAUAAUUUUUACAAAUCACGCCUAAAACACGCUUGGAGAAUGAUAAAUUCAGAUAAAUACUCUGGAGAUACAUUGAAUCAAUGCUAUAAUGCCGUAAAAGAUCUUAAUAAAAAGACGAAAUUACUGCGCUGUAUUGAAAAUGACAACAUCACCAUAGAUAUUCUAAUGGAGGAAUAUGGAAACAGUGACAUUUUUUUGAGAGAACAACAUAUGCUGCCAGAUUACGAUCCAUUCGAAAUUUCAGAGGAGAGUAUGGAAAUUAUCAGGAAUUUUGUUGAAUCUUGUGAUUAAAGUUUAUUUAGGAUACCGAUUGUUCUUUAGUUCAGUUGCAUAUUGAAUAAAAAUUCUAAUACACCAAUUUUCCACUUGCCUUUAAGAUUAGUCCGAACCUGUCUCACCAUGAACGCUUCAAUGUGUUUGUGAUAAUACGAUAUUACGGUACACCACCAUAGAUAACAUAGAUAGAGUUUCUUUAUUUGCUAAACCACACUUACACGUUUUAGCAUUGUCAGACUGAUGAAGCAAAAUAUUUGAAAUACAUUCCUAAUAAAAAC